This is a messenger RNA of Adineta steineri, 972 nucleotides long. The record is from the annotation of a GenBank genome assembly. Lineage: Eukaryota; Metazoa; Rotifera; Eurotatoria; Adinetida; Adinetidae.
AUGGUUCAACGUUGCCAGGAUGUGAUUAUUGGCAAUAUUGAACAAUAUAAACUUUUAAUGUAUUUAGCUCCUGAAGAUAAAGUUCUAGAAGUCAAACUAAUACCAUCAAAUUUAUUGCCUUUACCAGGUGAUAGAAGUAAAAGUUUAGCAAAAAAAGAAAAACGUAUUAUUAAAUUAACACCACGUCUGGCUGAAGUAAAAGCGUGUGUUCUUCUGUUCAAGUCACUUAUAUUUACUUCAUCAAUUUUAUAUAGUAACCAAAUUAUAAAAAAAUCAGCUAGCAUCUUAAGUUUAGCAAUAGCUGAAUUAGUUGAAUCAAAACUUUUAAAAAUUGUCAAAAAAGGUUUCUUCAGCUCCAAAUGGACAUCAGUAUAUAUUAAAUGUUUACUUACAACAUGUGACACUGAUGUGGAAAUGGACUUUGAAAUGAAAUUGAGUGAAAUUAGGGUGGAUGGUUUAAACUUGGAAAAUGUGCGUGACAGUUGUCAUGAUCUUAUUAUUGAUGGAAAAGGAAUAAUAUCUCAUGAACUUAUCCAUUCAUUGCAACAACAAGAAUACAAUGAACUAAAUUUGAACUCGGAUGCUCUGAUGGAACGAUGCAAACAAUUUCAAUCUAAUGAAAAUGAUAUUCCUUCGUCAUGUGUAUCAUCAAAAAAUUUUGAAUCAGUUACUAUUGAUACAUGUGAUGUUACUGAUAAUCAAACUGAAAUUGUUAAUAUGAAUGGAAAUGUUCCUACAUUUACUUGUGGUAGUAGUGAAAGUGCUAUGGUAGAUAAUUCAAAUCAAAUGUCGGAAGAUGAUGAAAAUUCAAAAACGACUGUGAUGGAGUUGACGAAAGACGCUCAAGAGAUGAAUGAGAACGAACAAAACACGACAUCCAAGAAUAAAAAUUAUAUGAGUUUUAAGCCAAAUUGUACUCCAAUUUCACAUCGAUUACGUCGAAGAAAAUCGUGCCGUAAAAAACAGCAUUAG